This is a messenger RNA of Nicotiana attenuata, 789 nucleotides long. RefSeq lists its product as uncharacterized. Gene Ontology annotation, molecular function: RNA-DNA hybrid ribonuclease activity; nucleic acid binding. The transcript has 3 exons. The coding region runs from base 1 to 789 and encodes 262 amino acids. The record is from RefSeq and is a predicted model, not a curated record. NCBI's taxonomy places the organism in Eukaryota, Viridiplantae, Streptophyta, Magnoliopsida, Solanales, Solanaceae.
AUGGCAAUCGACCAAGACGUCGAAGAAUUGUUGAUCAUGGGAGAUUCGGAUUUGAUUAUCCGACAAGCUCAAGAAGAAUGGGAAACUCGAGAUGUCAAACUCAUUCCCUACAGGCAACAUGUGGAAGAGCUUAGUAGUCGUUUCAAGUCAGUUGAGUUUAGGUACAUUCCUCGUUUUCACAAUGAGUUAGCCGAUGCGCUCGCUACUCUGGCCUCUAUGCUUCCAUACCCAGGCAAUGGCCACAUUGACCCGUUGGAAAUCCAAAUCCGAGAAAGGCACGGUUACUGCAAUGCGGCUAAAGCAGAACCGAGUGUCCAGCCAUGGUAUCAUGAUAUCAAGAGAUUUCUGAAAACAAAAGAAUAUCCUGAGCAAGCCAGUAGGGAUCAAAAGAGGACCAUUAGACGACUCACAAGUGGUUUCUUUUUGAGCGGUGAGGUUUUAUACAAAAGGACUCCAGAUCUCAACUUGAUAAGAUGUGUUGACGCUGAAGAGGCCGGAAGAAUUAUGUAUGAAGUGCACGCAGGAGUGUGCCGACCCCACAUGAAUAGGCGUAUUCUUCCUCAUCAUCAGGAAGCAAAAGGAAAGUUUGCUCCUAACUGGAAAGGCCCAUACAUUAUCAGAAAAUUGUUGCCAAGAGGGGCAUUAUAUCUGGGAGACAUUGAAGGAAACGACCCUGAAACAACUGUAAAUGCGGACGCAGUCAAAAGGUGCAAUCAAAAGCAACCUUGCAACAAGCAGGUGCAACAAAAAGAAACUGUGCAAGGGCUAGAAAUAGCUUUGCAGCAAUAA